Molecule: messenger RNA, 2562 nt
Organism: Cladophialophora immunda
Lineage: Eukaryota; Fungi; Ascomycota; Eurotiomycetes; Chaetothyriales; Herpotrichiellaceae
Exons: 5
Coding region: 275-2227 (650 amino acids)
Biological process (GO): DNA-templated transcription
Cellular component (GO): nucleus
Molecular function (GO): zinc ion binding; DNA binding
Source: RefSeq, a predicted model, not a curated record
AGGCAAUCAGUUGUCGGCCGACAUCGUCGGGGAGAGAGGAAUCUUUUUCGCUGUAGAACCCAGAAGAAACGAUGGAGCUUGAAGCCUCUCCUUCUACCUCACGCAAAAGACGCAUUCGCUCGUGCACUGAAUGCUACCGGCGGAAGCAGAAGUGCAACCGCUCUCGUCCCUGCGAUGUAUGUAUCGCGCGGAACAUCCCUACGAAAUGCGUCUACCUUGGUCAAUCCAGGUAUGAUUCCCCUUAUAGCUAGUCUGUCUCUUUCCCUUUGGUAGCAUGGUCGCCUGUCGUCCUCUGGGGCUUCCCAAGACCCAUCUGAUGGGAGUUGAAGGUCGUAACGGUCAAUGGUACUCUGAAAGGGUAGCUAACACCAGAGGGAGACUGUGCGCAACACCGCAGACUGCCAGAGAAGCCGUUCUUAGUCCACCAGCCGAUGCCUCUAUCGAGUCCACGCCGAUACCUCUCCAAGGUGAGGCUGGCUAUGCGGCUUACCACGACGAUGAGGCACUGAGGACAGCCAAUGGACAGUUGGCGCGUUCCCGGCCACCAGUUUUGGCAAGCAACAACUCUAUCGUAGGCAGUCUGGUCCUGUCCAGCGCGGUGGCAGAUGACAAGUACCUUGAGCUUGUUGCACAGCUUCCGCCGGAUGCUAUUGCAAGAGAGUUCCUCGACACAUACUUUGACAGAGCAAACUGGUAUUUCGGCAUCCUGGAGAGAUACUACUUUGAUGAAGCAUAUACCGCGUGGCAAACGCAUCGACCCCUACUUGUCGGCCAUUCGGGCCUUGAAAUCCUGCCCCGGAACCUGCUUCACUUCCCAGCACUGCUGUUUCAAAUUCUCGCCGUCGCUCUAGAAUUCGUCGAACCUGAUCAGCCAGUCGCCAAAUUGAUCGAGGUCCAGACUCUUGCGGCUCGCUCCCGAUUGUCACAUCGAUGGAGCCAGAAAGGCGCCGAACUUAUGACAUAUUGUGGGUUCGAAAACCCCAGCAUUCUUGCUGUCCAGCAUGAGCUCAUGAGGGCGUCAUGGCUCAAGAACUCUGGCCGUGGCAGGUCCGCCUGGCAUCUUCUGGGCAGCGCCAUCAGGCUUGCACAAGAACUCGGGCUCCACAUCCAGUCACACCCGCCGCAGAGCACUGGUCUCUCGGUGGAGAGGUCACUGGAAUGGCUGUGGCACGAUGAGUUUACAAGAAGGCUCUGGGCCAAGCUCUUCUCUUGGGAUAGUCACAUGGCAAUGAGCCUGGGAAGACCACUUUUAAUCCGGUCGGACGAUUGUUCGAUCCGGCCACCGCUGGACUGCGACUUUCCCUCAAAUCCUUCGGCCACUGUCCACGGCAUGACAUCGUCUCAUGGUCAGCAUUCACUCUACAGCGCCCACUAUUUUCAAUAUGCCGUAGCCCAGAAGGGCCAUGAGGUAGUGUCCGUUGGAGCUCACAAGCCAGGUUUCCACGAUUACAGCGUGGUACGAUUCUUCGACAGUCAAGUCUCGUCCUUGAUGAACAGCCUCCCCUCUUUGAGGCAUGGCGUCGCACAGGACGACGCCAAGACAUACCGUUCGACAGCAUCUCAUCUACACAUGUUGAUCGUCGGACAUUCGUUCUUAUUGAACCUGCACAGAGCCCAUUCAGCAACUCACAAGGCAAGCCGAGAAGCUGCCAUUCAAGCGGCUCUCAAUAUACUUGACGCACAGCAGCAAUUGUUUGACUUGUUGGGAAAUGCCCACUACAAAACUUUCAUGCUUUCCUAUUACUCUGUGGACGCGGGCAUAUAUCUGGCGGUGACCACAGCCAAAUACCCCAUGCCGAACGGCCAGACUGCGCGGCAAACCGACGUAGCGCUCCAACAAACGAUUCAGCGCCUCUCAUGGAUGUCGAGCAGAAAUGCGUUGGCUCAGGCUGGACUUCAAAUUCUACGCCGCUGCCUUCGCUUCAGUGAGCAGCCCACUCGAAACGAAUCACCUCCCCGGAGCCACCAUUUCUCUGCUCUGGCCGAAGAGGAUAUGCCGUCCGUACAGCCCGCUAGCAUUCGAGGCGACGCAUGCGCGACCUUGCUCGGGGAUCCGUCGCGGACCCCGACUUAUGCUGAUCAAAGUUAUGUUGGACUUUUGGAUGUGUCGGCUCCCGAUUUUGACGACCAGGACUGGGACAGGAUGUUUGCUGCCAUUACUGACGCCAACUAUACCAUGGACACCUUUAUCGGCGAGUUUAGCGAGCCACCCAACUCGCCACGGUAGCGUCCAAUGCGACCAAUUCGCAGAGAUGCAUUUUUGGCCGGAUUACGCAGCACAGGCGCCGCCAAACAGGCGCGUUCUUGCGCGAAAAUCAGCGUUGAGCUAGAGUACAAAUCCUUCCGAUACUUUGAUGAACGCAGUGAAGCUUUUGGCCUCUCACCACCCCGACAAAAUCACUCGCAAAGUAAAACUUCGCCCCAAAUUGACCAUGGGUGUCUCUGUCUCCCACGAACCUAGGCAUAGCACCUUCCAUGGGAAACACAAACUCCUUGCAGGCCGUCCACAACGUUGUGGCAAGCAUUCCCCAGCCAGCAGCGAGCGCACCGCGCCAAACGAGC